Messenger RNA from Helianthus annuus (common sunflower), 2206 nucleotides. RefSeq names its product protein ANTAGONIST OF LIKE HETEROCHROMATIN PROTEIN 1-like. The coding region runs from base 572 to 2044 and encodes 490 amino acids. The transcript has 2 exons. Lineage: Eukaryota; Viridiplantae; Streptophyta; Magnoliopsida; Asterales; Asteraceae. The record is from RefSeq and is a predicted model, not a curated record.
UUUUUUUUUUUUUGAAGUUUCUGUAGAAGAACCAAAUGAAGUCUUGUCUCCUUGAUUCUCUACAACCAAGGUUCCUUAAAUGGUCAGCAACGUGCAAACCACUAAAAAGUGGUGUGUAGGGAAUGGGGUGGUUGGGGAAGUAAAAGACUAAAGAAGGGUUGUUUUAAUAAUUUACCACAACACUUUAAACUAAUCAAAACUGUUUAAAUUUUACUCGUGGGUAUUAAUGGAUCCUAUGAAUGUUUUUUGGUGUUGUUUUAAAAAUCAAUAACAUACGUUAGUACUAUUUGCCCCACCCUUUGUGGUGUGGUGGUAUGGGUGUUGGUGUUUUCCAGCAUAAAAUAAAAAAAGUGAAUUUUAGGAGUAACAUAAUGGUGUAAAAUUUAGUUGUUAAAAAAAACUAGUAGUACUAUUUGAUUGGUAGAAUAUAAAUAUUAUAAAUGUUGCAUCAUAAAAGUUGUAAAAACUAUAUAAGGGUAUACGGGGCGCAUUCGGGGAGGCCAUCGGUGAACGAUUUCCCCGAUCGGGAACACCGCCGCCGUCCCCGCGGUAUCCCGAAUCGGGGCUGGAAAUGGGUGGGGGUUUACCGCUUGGAAAUGCACGAUGUUCGAGAUUUGACCGUUUACAAACGGUCGAAAUUUUAAAAAAAAAAAAAAAUCAAUUUUUUUUUAAAACAAUAUAUAUACUAACCAAUCUUAAUCCAUUUUUUACCACAUUCACAACAAACCAACACCAAAACUCUAAAACUUUUAUAUCUUUUAAACACAAAAUGGAUUCCAAGUUCCCGUUUCUUUCUCCCAUACCCGACUUUCCCGACGAUGACGAUACCGGGUCAAGCGAUAGUAGCUUAGUUUUCUUCCAAAAUCUCAUCCAACAAGCGGAGCUACUAGACACGGCAUCGUCUAGUAAAAAAAAAUAUGUCCGUCGGGAUCGUGUGGGGGGCCACGAGACACUCAUGGCCGAUUAUUUCGAUGAAAAUCCAAAAUUUAGUGAAGAUACUUUUCGUCACAGGUUUCGUAUGUCCAAGUCGUUGUUCCUAAAAAUUGUUAGUGACGUGCAAGCGUAUGACGAGUGGUUUCAAGAAGGCUUAGACGGGAGAAUGAAGAAAAGCUUUACACCGUUGCAAAAGGUUACUUCGGCAAUUAAACAACUUGCAACCGGUAACCCACCAGACGAGGGGGACGAGUAUUUAAAUAUGUCUGAAAGGACCUCUCGUGAGUGCCUUGAAUAUUUCUGCGAGACGGUUUGUAAAAGGUAUGGCGGUGAAUUCCUACGUAGACCAACGAGCCACGACAUCGCGCUAUUGUAUCAGGCUCAUGAGGAUAGGCAUCACCUACCUGGCAUGUUAGGGAGUCUCGAUUGUACACACUUUGUCUGGAGAAUGUGCCCCACAGAAUUGCGUGGACAAUACAUGAGAGGCGAUCAUCAAUACCCGACGGUUAUGUUAGAAGCGGUAGUGUCUCAAGAUUUGUGGAUUUGGCAUGCUUUUUGUGGGCCAGCGGGUUCACAAAACGAUAUCAACGUGCUGCAACAAUCUCCGUUAUUUCUUGCUCAACGAAAUGGAACGGCGCCAAAUUGUCCAUUUCAAGUGAACAACCAUUUAUACAAACGCGGGUAUUAUCUUACUGAUGGGAUCUACCCUACUUGGUCCGUGUUUGUGAAGUCUUUUCCAUAUCCACACGACCCGAACGAAAAAAAAUUCAAGAGGCAACACGAGGCCGCAAGAAAAGAUGUGGAACGGGCGUUUGGUGUGUUAAAGUCGAAGUGGGGAAUACUAAAUCGUCCAAUGCGUUCGAAAACGGUGAAAAAAAUAAGGUCCAUCGUGUAUACGUGCCUUAUUUUACACAACAUGAUUAUAAAAGACGACGGAAGGGCGAUAGCACCGGUUCAUAUUCAAGAUCCUCCAGUCGAACCCGUCUUCGAUGAUACAGCCUAUACGGAGCUCAUUGACGAAGACACGCAUUGGAGGCUAAAACACGAUCUCGUUGAGCAUCUCGGAAGUUUAGAUUUGCCUCACCUUGAAGUUGAUUCGGACGAGGAGUAGUUUGUUUUUAUAUUUUUUUAGGUUGAAUGUAUCUUUUUUUCUAGUUCGAAUGUUUUUUUUUUAAUUUAAUGAAAUGUCUUUUAUUUAAUUUUUAUUUUUACUAAUCUUUUUUUAAUUUAUAAAACAUGCAUUAUUUUAGAGAAUAAAAAAAAAAAAAAAAAA